Messenger RNA from Closterium sp. NIES-67, 2275 nucleotides. The record is from the annotation of a GenBank genome assembly. NCBI's taxonomy places the organism in Eukaryota, Viridiplantae, Streptophyta, Zygnematophyceae, Desmidiales, Closteriaceae.
UUUGCAUCCAACGCAGCAAAGUUGAACAGCGCUGCAGCCAACAGCAUCAAUUCCCACCUCGUCUUGGUUGUUGAUAAGCAGCGACAGUCUCCUCCACAUCCUUCAGUCAGUAGACGCUCCACAACAACCCACGCCCUUCGUGCUUGGGUCUUAGAGCAGCGGCGAAACCUAAAUUUCCCUUUUAUCCGCAUUCUCCUUACGGCGAUUAGCAAUCGCCUCCAGCUCGAGUCAGAGCCGAACGUAGAUAUGGCGGAGGCCCAGAUCGCCUAUACUCCGCAGCUGACGCCGCAAGUGACGGCAGUCGAUACAAGCAGCAAGAUUCAAACAGAGGACAUCCAAAAGAGAUACCGCAUCGGCCGAAAAAUCGGCAGCGGUCGGUUCGGCACGGUCCACGAAGCUGUUGAUAAGGUAACAGGUGUCCACGUGGCAGUGAAGGCGAUUCCUAAGGACAAGAACAAAUGCUCCCCCCUGGCGCUCUUCCGCAAGAAGGACAAGGCGGAGGCGGAAUCCACCCUCCGCCUGCUCCGCGGCGAGGCAGAAAUUAGCCAGGCGCUCGGCGGAAGGGAAGAGGGUGGACUGGAAGAAGGGGAGGCGGAGGGCCUUCUGGCGGAAGGGCGGGCGAAUGUGGUGGAGGUACUAUCAGUAGUGGAGGGGCGGCGUCACAUGUACAUUGUCAUGGAGCUCUGCAGGGGCGGCUCGCUCGCCAGUUACCUCGAGAAGCGGAAGCGCGGCGAGGUUACCAGCCUCGCGCCUCCCGUUGCGACCACAGAUCGCGACGGCACGGUGAACGCGGAGGAGAGCUUGUCGUCAUACGUUCAGGGUGUGAAAUUGGCCGAGCCUUCCGCCCAUGGCGUGGAAGCGGAGUCGUUCGCCCGCCGCAUCCGCCAGUUCAGCUCCGACGAUCUCUCCUCUUCCUGCGCCGCUUCUGACGCGGGGAGGGAGUUCGACGACGAGCGCGACGCAGGGGCCGUUGCGGAGGGUCGGGGCGAGGCGAGUCACCACGCGAUCUCCCCAGCGGCUACAUCCGCUGCUACAUCCGCUGGCUUUUCCGGCCUGGCUUUCCUCGAGCGCGGCGCGUUCGGCGCGGUGCGGCGGCAGCAACAGGAGAGGGAGGACGAGGCGGCAUGGGCGGCGUUCGAGCUGGCGGCGGCCGUGGCGUACCUCCACUCGCAGGGCGUCGUGCAUCGCGACAUCAAGCCGGAAAACGUGCUGAUCGCGCUGCCGCCCUCAUCCUCUAGCACGCACACCGCCGCUACAUCCGCCGCUACAGCUGGCGAUUUUGCCACAGAUGCGCGCAAUCAUCUCCGAUCUCAUUUCAAGAACCACUCCCGUCGCCACUCGUCCCACCGCCGAUCUCAGCACCGAGCCAGCAUGGGCAGGGACGGCGGUGUCGCGCUAAAGAAGCGCCUGGCGCUCGCUAGCGUCACGAGCACGCUGCAGCGGUCCACGUCUCGUAGAAUCAUCCCCAUUGCAAGCAACCCCUCGCUUCACAAGCUCUCAGAACACGAGCUCCAACAGCAGCAGCAGCAGCAGCAGCAGCAGCAGCAGCAGAAGCAACGGUUGGUUCUAGCUGAUUUCGGAUUGGCUGAGAGGGUCAAGGAGGACGGCACAGUGCGACGCGGAAUGGUGGGCAGCCCUGCUUACAUCGCCCCUGAGGUCGCCGGAGGGCUGUCUGCCAGUUACCCCUCGGAUAUCUGGGGUAUUGGCAUCUGCCUCUUCCUGACCCUUUCUGGCGGGCAGCUACCCUUUUCGGGCCGCGACACGAGGACGCUUCUGAGAAACAUCCGGCGGGUGGCGUUGCCUAUGGGGACGGCGGCGUGGGUGGGCGUGUCGAGUGAGGCCAAGGCGGUGGUGCGCCACCUGCUGGCUGCAAAGCCCAGCGAGAGGCCAUCGGCUACUGAGGUGAUGCAGAUGCCGUGGGUGGUGGAGGGGAGGAGCAGGUGGCUGAAGAGGCACUAUGGGCGGUGCUAGGAGGGGAUGGUGGGCGUGUCUAGUGAGGCAGGCGGUGGUACGACACCUGCUGGCUGCGAAGACAAGCGACAGGCCAUCGGCUAGAGAUGAUGAGGUGAUGGAGAUGCCAUGGCACUAAGGACAGUGAGAGUAGGGGCAAACUGUGAAUAAAGGCAGCUUGGAGCAAGGCAAUACAGCCUUUGUUGAGAGAACACGUCAAAUGUAUUUUUGCUUCUCUUGCACGAGAAGGUCUUUUAUAUUUCAGUGUACUUAAAGUGUAUAUUGGCUAGUCUCCUGUCUAUACACUUAUUGAAUGUUUAUGACA